AUGAGAGCUCUUUUCCAAGUUUUUUUCCUUUUGACUUCCACUGUAUUUUCUCACCAGUUCGAGGAUUUUGUGAAAAGUCAUAUUAUUCAGUAAGUUUUUUUUUUGUAUUUCCACCUUUUUGAAGAGUUCCUCUGCAGAAAACUGAACGAUUCGGUUGACCCUUGUGACGACUUCUAUGAUCAUGUUUGCCCCAUGAACAUCAAAGCGGAAGACACCGCUGUUUAUUUAACAACAGUAGCAUAUAAAAAACAGUUAGAAACCGUGACCACAAAAUUCGACAGCUUCUUGGUAUUUCCUAUCAUUUUCCCUCUGAUAUCUCAUUUUUCAGAAAGAGCUGUCCUUGGAAAACACGCCUAGGACUAUUGUGAAUCAACUUCUUGAUAUGUAAAGAGAAUAGUUUUUUCAAGCUUAUAUUUUUUACAGAUGUUACAAAACGGGAUAUGGAAAGUUACUGGCGCUUGAAUUUUCAAAUGUUGUCUUUCCUGAAUUUCCUCUCGCUCCAAACGCCUCUUGUGAAUCGAUCGCUUACUUAUUUGGCUAUCAGUAUUUACAAAAGCAAAAAAGUUCCACUGUGAUUUGAAAAUUUUAUUUUUUUGAAUUUAGAUUUUAUUUUAGUUUCUAACGAUGAGAAACAUGUUGUUCGACUUACCACGGCAUCUGGAAGUCUUCAAAAGUAGUACGUUCAGAGAGUCUCGCGCCAAUUUACUAGAACUGUUCCAUGACUUGGUUGAAGAGCUCCAGGAAAAAAUUGAAGUAAUUUUGUGUUGAAAAUUGAACAUAUUAGUUAUUUUUACAGAACACUCCUUGGGUCGCUUAUCAUAAUGGAACAACAGCUUUCAAGGAGUUCCUCUCGAAAAAUUUGACGUACUUUGUUCCCGAUGAUUUGUUAUUGAAGGAAUGGGAGAAUUAUUAUACUGAGACAGUUGAAUCUUACAGGUAAGGCUUCUUGGAUUAUUGCCGAGGGAACUGAUAAAGAUAUAGUUUGAAAGCGAAAAUUGAAAUUGAAAGUUAGCACAGGUUGGAGGGAUCCUCCCAGGGGCUUUCAAAUAACUUUCAAAUCGAUUCAAAAAAAUACUUUCAAAUUUUUCCAACCUGUGUAACUUUUCAGUUUCAGGAAUACAUUUUCAAGUUUUUAUGCACUUUUGAGGGGUCUCGGAAAAAUGAGCAUGGAAAAAAUUUUAAAGUGAGGGUUUGCACGAGCUGAAACUAUGAUAGAUCUCUAACAGGACUAAAAUUUAAUUCUCGACGAAUUUAUAAAACUCCAGACGUCAAAAUCAUUUUGCUUCAUUUUACAGCAAAGAAAACUGUUCAUUAGUCUGUCUCUACCUCGAAGUCAUCCCGAAAAUUUUCUAUGAAAUCUAUUCGAAACCAGGAAAUGGCCUCAUCAAAAACGGUAGAGUUUUCAAUGCUUUCAACGGGGUCAGCGGAUUUAUAGUAUAAAAAUUUCUUCCAAUUUUCAGGGGAGCUACAUGUUUUUCACUCCCAUUGCUCAAUCUCUCAGCUUGAUUCAAAACAAGGCUCGAAUGGUAGUUUUUCUUACUAUAAAAUCAAAUCGAUCAAGUUUCAGCUUGGUGCAAUAGGUUUCAUAUUCGCCCAUGAGUUAAUGCACACGUUUUAUGUGACCGAAGAGGAUGAGUACCUGGCCAAAUUUUGGACAAACUCUUCAGGAUGCGUUCAGAAACAAUUCGAAGCCACUUGCAAACAAUUCGUCGGGGUAUGUGAGAGCUUUGAAGGAGCUUCACUGAAAAACUAAUGAUUUUUUUAAAGUUGAUCAAGAAGGUUCUUUUAAGUGAGGUUGCAUUUGUAAUAUUCCAAAAAGUUUCGUUGGUUUUGAAAUUUCGAUGCAGUUGAUCUUCUGGUCUUCAAAGAACAUUUCUUCAAAGUUCGUGUUUCAUAAAACCUUUGAAACAGGAAGUUGUGCAAAUUGACACUUCUAGUGUUUUUAUUCACAUUUUUGAGAAGCUUUUCGUCUUAUUUACAGAGUUUUAUCUACCUUAAAUUAAACCUAUUUCGUGAAAAAGACUCUUAUAAAUUUGAUAACGUGAUGUCAAAAAAACGAAAAAAUUUUUUUAGGAGAGGUGUGUCGGCGGUACAAACGAGACAAACGAAGAAGAUGGAGCCGAUAUUUCUGCGAUUAGGCUUAUUUAUUCUCACUUCGAAAAAACCCGUUCCAAUGAAGAGGUGGUUAACAUGGAACGUCUUUUUGGUUAAUCUUUUCACGCCAGAAGUCCGACAUAAGAGGGAUAACUGCGCCACAGAUGUUCUUCUACUCAUUGGCUGCCACUUUUUGCGAAAACGUAAUUCGAUCGAAUAUUUAUUUAUUUAUUUCUUUUUUUCAGGCAGAACUUAGGAAAGGACGACCAUUCGACAGUCAUGCAGGUUCUAAAGUCAGGACCAACGCGCUAGUUGCGCAAAUGAACGAGUUCAAAGAAGCGUUUCAAUGUGCUGACACUUCCAGAAUGGCCAGAAGCAAGGUUGGAACGGGAAAAUGACCUGCAGAUCUGGUCCGAAGUUCAGGAGAAGUAACAAAGAGCAGAGAAAUCAUAUUUGGUAUGGUGUGACAAAAAAUGAGUUGGAAAAGUUUUAGAAAAAGCUCAGAAAGUUUUCUUUCAGAAUUUUCGAAUCGAAGUUAAUUUGAUCAAUAAGAAAAAUAUUUUUGUUGCGAAAAAUUGUUGAAAUGAGUGAUUUCUCAAGUUUUUUUCUUACCUGUCACGGUGGUUUCUAUUCGAGACCAUUAGGCGCUUAGCUGAUAUUUUUUUUGAAUAAAUUUCCUUUAGGAUUACCUACCACAAAAUUUGGGACCAGAUCUGAGAAUUGUACUACACAAAAAUCCUUUAUGAAUAAUUUUUCAUCUUUCAGACUGACCAUUGUGUAAUAUACGGCAGCGAAGCUCCGGGCACUCAUUAA
Caenorhabditis auriculariae is the source of this 2907-nucleotide messenger RNA. The record is from the annotation of a GenBank genome assembly. NCBI's taxonomy places the organism in Eukaryota, Metazoa, Nematoda, Chromadorea, Rhabditida, Rhabditidae.